Micropterus dolomieu (smallmouth bass) is the source of this 1365-nucleotide messenger RNA. Its product is annotated as transmembrane protease serine 6. Lineage: Eukaryota; Metazoa; Chordata; Actinopteri; Centrarchiformes; Centrarchidae. The record is from RefSeq and is a predicted model, not a curated record. Bases 443 to 1315 code for a protein of 290 amino acids. The transcript has 10 exons.
AAAUCUCCGCCUCACUCACAGAUUUUCUCUCUUUGCAGCAGACUCACUAUACAACCCUUUGGGCAUUCAUGUUUUCAUGGAAAGUGAAAUGAAUCUAAAUAGCCUGACCCUGCUUCACUCCCAUCAGAUUUAUGUCUGCAGGGGAAUUGACUGUGAGCAUCAUUGUUGCUAGGUAAUAAUCAGUGACAUCAGCGUACCUGUACCCACCUGACUCACUGCUGCUCCCUUUAGAUGAGAAAGUGCUCAACAACAGAGGUGGUGGUUCUCCGUCUCCUGGAGCAACAUGUCUGGUUAUGUGAUUACCAGAGAUGCUAAAUAAAAGCUGUUAAACUGAACAUUCUGACACAGAUGUGCCCCCAUGGACAGUGAGAUGAUUUCUCAAGGAACAAAGGAUGUGGAGUGAUGCAAUGGCACUCGGGCACGGCUCCAAAAAGUCAAUUUCAUGUGGCCAGGGGGUCACAGCUGCUUCUCAGGUAGCAGCUGGUGCACAAGCUGUGGCUCCACCCAUCAGGAAGACGCUGUCCUGCAAGUGUCUCCUGGUCUUCCUUAUCAUCAUCCUCAUAGCUGCAGGAGCCGCACUGGCCUGGUACUUCCUAGGAACUUCUCUGCUGAUCUGUCCUCCCACAGCAGUCCUGCAUUCAAGAAAGAGGCCAAGGGAGUACAGAACAUGGUAGAGAAGAUAAUGAAGGGCUCAAGUCUUUCUCGAUAUUUCAACUGCACCACUGUGUUCGCCUUUGGGGAGGGGAGUGUUGUGGCUCACUUCUGGAUAGUGAUGUCUGUGCCAGGCAGCCAUGUUGGGAAGGUCACACUGGAGAAGGUCACCGGGAGCUUGGAGAAUGGCCUGAGGUGGUAUAGAGGGUCAGAGGAGGAGGAGACUGUCAGCAUCGAUGGAUACCUCCUCCUCCCCUCGCUGUCUGUCACUGAAACGGACAACAAAGUUAUAGAGCUUUUGAAAGCCUCAUUUGACUGCUACCGCUACCAGAAGGUGGUGUCCAGUAGUCCUGUAGCUCUCCGUGGCCCCGACACACAGUGCGCCUCCUGCCUGUGGCACCUCCAAGCCGCCCCCGGCUCCCAGCUGGAGCUCCACAUGGAGUGGCUGCUGCCAGAGUGUCGAGACAGGCUGGUGGUGUACAACUCCCUCACCCCGACUGAUACUCAGCUCAUCACCUCAGUAUAUGGCUGCAGCAGGCAUGAGCGUGUGGUGCGUGUCCUGUCAUCAGGCGAGUGGAUGACGGUGGUUUGGAAACAGGGUUUGUACAACUAUAAGGACCCCUUCUCUCUGUCUGCACAAGCCUGGGACCACCAGGUAUUUUGACAUCCAGCAGAGCUGUAAAACUAAUAAUUCUUCUCAACCCGGAAGUUGAA